GAAAAACAAAAUGGCAUUCUCCAUCGUGAGCCGUGGUAUUUUGCGCACUUCAAGAGAAAUUCUGGAACGCAACAUGGCCGCAACUGUCGGCGUUCUGCAGCAGAAUGCCUCCCCGCCCCCAAACACGCCCAUUUCGCACAGCGAUUGUCACGUAAGUGCAUCUUUUCUUUCAGUGCAUUGUAGUUAAGGUUACUAAUUGAAUUGACAGAAACAAGCAGUUAGAAAAACUUAGCAUCACAAAGCGGACAGGAAAGAGCAGUUCCUAAAACAAACUUAAAAGCAACAGUUAUAAAAUAAAGAGUUUAAAACCAGUUCCACAAAAGAUGUUCCAACCAAAAAGCAGUUCCGCAUGAUAUAAACUCAAAACAAAGCAGAAAAAUAGAAUCGCAAUUCGAAAAACAGUAAGUGGUGGAAGGAGAACUGUAAAUAGUGAGGAAGAGGGGUGAAUACAGACAAGCAAGGGAAGUGGAGAAUGAAAAUUGGGAGCGGGAAUGUUCACGAAACGAGGCCAGUGCUAAGUAAACUGUAGCAGUGCAUUCGAAACUCGCCUGGCAUCUGGCGGCAUUAUCUGUGGACAUGGAGCACAUUCACUGCUUUGGCAUCAAAUGCCAACUGCCGUGGUCCAGGCUGUCCGUCAAUAUUCAAAGAAGGCCGGAGCGGCCAAAUUGCGACGGGAGGUGGAAAGUGAUAGCGAUUCCGACUCGGAUGAUGAGUUCGAGCGUCGUCGCCAGAAAAUGGAUUCCAAGCGCAGCGAACGGGGCGACUCAGCAUUCUGGCGCCGCAAAAUGCGUACUCUCCACCGCAUUUUGGACGUUAAUCACGACGGCGUCGUGUCCUUCGACGACUUUAGUUUGCUGGCCAAACGCUUUAGCGAUCUGGGCCAUUUGACCCCAGAGGUCGCUGCCGAAUUCAACGAUGUGAUCAAGCAUACUUGGGAAGAGCAGUUCGGGGAGAUAACCCCAUACAAUCUGGUAACUGCCGAGCAGUUCCUCACCGAUCUGCACCAUCGUCUCAACGACAAGAAGAUGGCCAAACGCAUCGGUCGCUUCCUGCCCUACUUGUUUAAGGCUGUGGACUUUGAUCACACUGGCCAUUUGGAUCUCGAACAAUACAAGCUCUUCUUCCGUUGUCUGGGACUGACCGAAGACGAUGCUGCCGUUUCAUUCGCUGUGAUAGACAAGAACGGCGAUGGCCAAUUGUCGCUCAAGGAGUUUGUGCAUUUGGGCCGUCAGUUCUUUUUAACCGAGGACGACUCGAAGAUAUCGAAAAUGUUCUGGGGACCGCUGGUCGCUGAUCAUUGACGGGUUGCAGUCACUGCUGUAGAUUACAAUACAACCAAAUCAACAAUAACCCAACAAAAAAAUCCUUACUACAAUCAAGAUUAUCAGAACCAUCAACACAACAACGUCCGAUGCCAUAACAUCGGCAACAAUAACACCAAUGAGCCAAUGCUACAUUAUACAUUGAAUACGACAACGAUGUUGGCCAAUAACAAUUACAAUAAGAUAGUGGCCACUUCGUUGCCAACUCGCGUGCAGGCGGCAGGCGGCAGUUGGCUAAAUCUACAGCAUGUGGCGCCUCAUAAAUCGGGACCGUUAAUAAACAUUAGCAACACCACCACGAUCGUUAUAAGGAACAUGAGCAUUUACGAUUAUUUUCGGCAACACUUGUCCAGUUCGAAGCGCCAGCGCUCGACCUUUGAGCCCCAUCCAUCGCCCACUACGUAUCCCGCCUCCAAGUUGCGCAAGCACAACUUUAGUAAUUAUCAAAAGGAACGGGAACGGGAAAGGGAAGACCGACAGAAAGAUAAUAAUAAUAAUAAUCAUCGAACCAAGGGCAAACCAUCAUUAGAUGACUACGAUAUAAGAUUUUUUGUCUACCUUAACUCGCUAAUAAUAUUCACAAUGUCGUGCAGUCGUCAAUCGGCCGCCGAGGGCGAUGACCUCAAGCAUUUCAUUUGCGACCGGAUCCGGAAAUUCGAUCGCCUACGACGAAAGGCAAGAAAACGCCGCAAGAGAAGGCCCAAAAAGCUGGUCGAGGAUCAAAUGCACCAUUUAUAAACUCUGAAAAGUGGAGCUACAUACUAUUCACGGUCACCCUAUUUACCAUAUAAUCGAUUAUUUUUUUUUUGUCUAGUUAAGAGUUAUGUUUAACUGAUAUAUUACACAAUACAGCAAGCAUGAUAUAACGGAAUAAAAAUGAUUUUUAAAUAUACUAUAAAUAAU
Messenger RNA from Drosophila melanogaster (fruit fly), 2225 nucleotides. RefSeq names its product sarcoplasmic calcium-binding protein (gene CBP). The record is from RefSeq and is marked reviewed. Gene Ontology annotation, molecular function: calcium ion binding. Lineage: Eukaryota; Metazoa; Arthropoda; Insecta; Diptera; Drosophilidae. The coding region runs from base 606 to 1301 and encodes 231 amino acids. The transcript is spliced from 4 exons.